Molecule: messenger RNA, 1683 nt
Organism: Rotaria sp. Silwood2
Lineage: Eukaryota; Metazoa; Rotifera; Eurotatoria; Philodinida; Philodinidae
Source: the annotation of a GenBank genome assembly
AUGUCGAUUAUGCCCGUUUACUUGGGUCUCAAUGGAAUGAGUAUAGCAGUGACUGAAUUUUAUUAUACACAUUUAUCACAAUCAAACAUCUGUAAUCGUCUUAUUUCAUUAUGUGUCUCAGAUACAUUAGCUAUUAAUAAUGGCUUAUGGCUGGCAUCACAUCUAUCUGCAUUUAUUAACCUACGUCAUUUAUCUUUAAUCGACAUUAAACGUUCUUCUUUUGAAUUGAUUCUCGACUCAUUGUCACCCAUUAAUUCUCUCAUCAUGUUUAGCGUACGUUUUUCAACUUAUUGUCGUUCUGUUUAUACGUUUAUAGGUGUGCCUGAAGGUGCAUAUUAUGAACGAAUUUUUCACUUAUUUCCUUCAUUACGUAUAUGUCAAUUGUUUUUUUGGCGAUACAUACAAUCUACUCUAGACAGUCAAUUCGUUCUACCACCUGAUAGAGCUUUUGUGCCUAUUCAAACCAGUCUUUUAAACUUACAAUCACUUGUACUUCGGGAUUGCUCACCAAGCUUUCUAUCAUAUUUAUUUGAACAUCUUCCACAGUUGGAACAACUCAGCUAUGCACGAAGUGCUCCUUGGCUACCUCAAGAACAUCCACUAAGAUAUGGUGAUAACAAUCGAGUUACUCCCAUUAAUAGACGUCUUGCUCCAAAUCUAUGCCGUCUUAACAUAAGUUGGAAUGAAUGUAUAGUUACUGUGAAAUCAAUUAAUCAGUUAUUUGAGCGUGAUGUUUUAUUUUCAUUGAUCAAGUUCACAUUAUCGGCGAAGAUGGCUGGUCCUCAUGUUCUUCACAAUUUACUACCAAUGCUUUCCAGUCAAUGUUUAAUCUCUUUUGAUGUUUGGUGGUGCGUGACAACGGUAGUGUCACUAUCAGAAGUAAGCAACAUCUUAUCUGACACGUUUCAACAGCUCAAAGGAUCAGUGUCAAUUGAAUUAGAACUAUCUUUAGAAGAAAACAUGUAUUCUAUUAGAGCUGUAACAGCACCAAGAAGGGAUAAAUAUUUAUGUGUCUAUUCUUAUCUACAUAAUACUGUCCAUGGACGAAGCCGAUGGCCAUAUAAUAGACGUGCCUUCAACAGUCAGUUGUUUCGCUGCAAUAGGAUUACUAUGAGUGACUAUUAUGAUAAAAUCAACGAUGAAUUUCUUUCUUUGUCACCAUCUAUCGUUGCUUGGAAUCAAAUAACAUCGCUUAAUAUUGCUCAACCAUUCAAUUCAAUUCAUCUUUACUUUCUCUUUUCGCAAACAACUAAUCUACGUACUCUAGAACUGCAUUAUAGAUCAGAAUAUGAUGAUAAACGUUAUUUGAAAGAAGAAACUUUAAUCGAUCUACUUGACGAUACUUCUUUGUGCAAUAUGCUCAUGUCAAAUGCCUUACGACAACUCAAUCUUUCUCCUGCUUCAAAACAACCAAACUUGGUAAACAUUGCCUAUUUAAUCGUCGAGCGACUACGUCACUUGCAAGUCAUAGAACUACAGGAUAUUAACUGGCAAGUCACUGAAAUGUCACAUAUACUUAUCAACGGUCUUUCGAAAUUAAAUUUUCUUACUAUUAGUGGUGAAUGUAAUUGUGGUCAACUUUAUGAGAAACAAUUGCGUGAUCAGCAGAAUUCAAAUACUCGUUCUUUUCGAACGGAAGUUCCUAACACGAUAGAUGAAGAUACACUUUUCGUAUGGUUAUAA